CCGUGGGGAGGGAGGCGGGCCGGCUUGCAAAACGCGAUGUAAACAGAAAAAAAAGUUCAGGUUCGACCGUUCGUUCUUCCUGAAACAAGGUUUUUCAGGAAAUUUUUGUUAAUAUUCUCAGUGUUCUGGUGCCACGACCUGUCUGUUAGUUUUACUUUUUGUCCCGUUUGUGCAAAAUGUCCGAGACCACGCCAAAUUCCACCAUCGACCCGGAGGACACCAUCAAGAUUUUGGUGGCAAGUGAUAUCCACCUGGGAUACAACGAGAAGGAUGUGAUUAGAGGAGAGGACAGUUUCAUUGCGUUCGAAGAGGUUUUGCAGCACGCAUUGGAAAACGAUGUGGAUGCCAUCAUCCUCGGGGGCGAUCUGUUUCACAUUGCCAAUCCCUCCACGAACACGUUGAACAGAUGUUCACGGUUGUUGAAGACAUACUUGCUGGGUGAUAAACCCAUCAAGUUAGAAUUUCUGAGUGAUCAGAACGAAAACUUUCUGGAAUCGCUCAACAGAACCGUCAACUACGAGGAUCCAAACAUGAACAUUGCCAUCCCGGUGUUCACGAUCCACGGGAAUCACGACGAUCCGAGUGGAUUCGGGCGGAUCAGUUCGCUGGAUUUGUUGAGUACCAAUGGCUAUGUGAACUACUUCGGCAAGUGGACGGAUUUGACGAAGAUUAACAUUAGUCCGAUUUUGCUGAAGAAGGGUGAGAGCAAAAUGGCCCUGUACGGAUUAAGCUACAUCAGCGAUGCAAGGUUGGCGCGGCUGUUCAACGAAGCCAAAGUGUUCCUGGAGAAGCCGGAAGAUUCCGACUGGUUCAAUGUGAUGGUGGUGCACCAGAACAGGGCCGACCGAGGGCCGAAGAAUUAUCUGCCGGAGAAAUCCCUGCCAGGUUUCUUGGAUCUGGUCAUAUGGGGCCACGAACACGACUGCCGCAUUAUACCGGAGGAAAAUCCCAACAAGAAGUUUUUCGUCACUCAACCGGGAUCGACGGUGGCCACUUCUCUUGCCGAGGGGGAAGCACUGGACAAGUGUUGUGGAAUACUCAGCAUUCACAAGAGCCUGUUCCGGUUGGAUCCUAUUCGGUUGCAAACGGUGCGACCGUUUAUUUUCGAAUCCAUCAACAUGGCCGAGUACUUUGACGAGCUUGGCUUGGACGAGGGCGAUGUGCAGCAAAAGAUGCAAAACUUUGCCGCCGAGAAAAUCGAAAACAUGAUCAAACGUGCCGAGGAGAAGUUGACCGGAAAUGAGAAGCAACCGAAAGUUCCUUUGAUUCGAUUGCGACUGGAUAUAACCGAUGUGGAGCAGCAGUUCAAUGCCAUCCGAUUUGGGCAGCAGUACAGUGGUCGUGUUGCCAAUCCGCAGGAUAUGAUCGUUUUCAAGAGGAAAAUUACCAAGGCAAAGGAUGAAUUGAAGCCGCUGGACAAGGAUGCGCUGCUGGAAGCGUACGAGAAUCAGAGGGAAGCAACUGCCAAUCGUGCCGAGGAAGUGGUGGAUAGGUACUUCAAGGAAGCAGACGAAGAUAAGCAGCUGGAACUGCUGUGUUCUAAAAGUAUGAGCGAACUGACGAAACGCAUGGUCGAUUACGAGGACGACGAUGCCGCGGACAGCAUUAUCAAGUUCUACGAACGCCAAGUGCUGAAACACUUGGAAGGGCAGGCCGUUAACGAGGACAACAUCGAAGAAAUAUUGGAAGGCUUUCGCUCGAAGGAGCGGGAUACGUACAACGAUAUGUUGAAGAUGUUGGAUUCACGUAGCCAGAAAGGCCCUCCGGCAAAUGAUCAACCUAGACCCAGCGCCCAGGACAGCGACGAGGACCUCGACGUUAAACCAAAGGCCAAUUCAGCUUCAGUAUUCGCACCACUUUCGACAACGGCGGCUGGCGCUACCACUACUACCACCCGCGGAGGCAAAGGAAGCCGAGGUGGACGAGGAUCGCGAUCGACUGCGGCAGCCGCUUCCGGUUCCAGUGGUCGCGGUCGGGGUCGCGGCAGAGGGGCAUCUAACAGUUCGACCAGUAAGAUCGAUUCGUUCCUGACUCAUACGGCCAAACCGGCCGCUAGUUCUCGGGCCAGCAGUCGGAACAUUUCCAAGGUGGUGUACAUUUCCGAUGAGGACGACGACGAAUGAGUGUAAAUAGUAUUAACCUGCUGUUGUUUUAAACAUUCCCAGUUCGAGCUCUCUGUAAAAUGUUUUGUUUCUGUUUCGUUUUUUUAAACAUCACAUGAGCCAUAUUGAAUUCAAGAAAUAAAAUUCCUACGAAUA
Messenger RNA from Aedes albopictus (Asian tiger mosquito), 2258 nucleotides. It is a transcript of the gene mre11, whose product is annotated as double-strand break repair protein MRE11. Gene Ontology annotation, biological process: mitotic G2 DNA damage checkpoint signaling; double-strand break repair via nonhomologous end joining; telomere maintenance. Lineage: Eukaryota; Metazoa; Arthropoda; Insecta; Diptera; Culicidae. The transcript is spliced from 4 exons. Gene Ontology annotation, molecular function: single-stranded DNA endonuclease activity; 3'-5'-DNA exonuclease activity; manganese ion binding. Gene Ontology annotation, cellular component: Mre11 complex; site of double-strand break; nucleus. The record is from RefSeq and is a predicted model, not a curated record. Bases 177 to 2123 code for a protein of 648 amino acids.